Oncorhynchus tshawytscha (Chinook salmon) is the source of this 2245-nucleotide messenger RNA. It is a transcript of the gene atg3, whose product is annotated as autophagy related 3. NCBI's taxonomy places the organism in Eukaryota, Metazoa, Chordata, Actinopteri, Salmoniformes, Salmonidae. Gene Ontology annotation, molecular function: Atg8-family ligase activity. Gene Ontology annotation, cellular component: cytosol; cytoplasmic ubiquitin ligase complex. The record is from RefSeq and is a predicted model, not a curated record. Gene Ontology annotation, biological process: autophagy of mitochondrion; autophagosome assembly; nucleophagy. The coding region runs from base 142 to 1146 and encodes 334 amino acids. The transcript has 12 exons.
UCUCUCGAGACUUUAACAGCGGAAGGGGAUUCUCAAAUGACAAGUCAUGUGAUCUGUUGCUGACAAAAAAACAACUGAAACCGACGGUCUUUCGGCAUUUGAAGACGCACACAUCUAUCGGGGAUCGAUCUGAUAGCUAACAUGCAGAACGCCAUUAAUUCCGUAAAAGGCACGGCCCUUGGUGUAGCCGAGUUUUUUACUCCAGUGCUGAAGGAAUCCAAAUUCAAGGAGACAGGAGUUAUCACUCCAGAAGAGUUUGUAGCUGCUGGAGAUCACCUUGUUCAUCACUGCCCCACAUGGAAAUGUAGUCCCAGAUGUCACAUCAUGUUUAUUCCAUCCAGGGUGUCUGGGGAAGAGGAGAAGGUGAAGCCGUAUUUACCCAAGGAUAAGCAGUUCCUAUUGACUCGCAAUGUUCCCUGCUACAAGCGCUGUAAACAGAUGGAGUAUUGUGAUGAACUGGAAGCCAUCAUAGAGGAGGAUGACGGAGAUGGAGGAUGGGUCGACACCUACCACAACUCAGGUAUAGGGGGAGUUACAGAAGCUGUACGAGAAAUCUCAUUGGACAACAAGGACAUGAACAUGAAUGUGAACUCUGGUGCUUGUGGGAACGGAGAUGAUGAUGAUGAUGAUGAAGACGAGGCAGCAGAUAUGGAAGAGUAUGAGGAGAGUGGACUACUGGAAACAGAUGAGGCCACCCUGGACACCAGUAAAAUGGUGGACUUGUCUAAAUCCAAAACGGGAGAAGCUGGGAGCGAUGACAUCCUGCAGACUCGAACCUAUGACCUCUACAUCACAUAUGACAAAUACUAUCAGACUCCUCGACUCUGGCUAUUUGGAUACGAUGAGGACAGACAGCCCCUGACAGUGGAUCAGAUGUAUGAGGACAUCAGCCAGGAUCAUGUGAAGAAAACCGUCACCAUCGAAAAUCACCCCCACCUACCACCCCCAGCCAUGUGCUCCGUGCAUCCCUGCAGACAUGCUGAAGUGAUGAAAAGGAUAAUCGAGACGGUGGCGGAAGGGGGAGGAGAGCUUGGAGUUCAUAUGUAUCUGUUGAUUUUCUUGAAGUUUGUCCAGGCCGUCAUCCCCACGAUAGAAUACGACUACACAAGGCACUUCAACAUGAAGCUCCAUCCUACAGAGGUGUAGGCUACUCUUGCAAACAUCUUUGAGUGUAGGAGGAAUCUGUCUUCUGGCUGGCAGCGUUAGUGGGGUAUGGAAUGUUAUCUCUGGGAAUGACUCUUGGAAUAUUCUGGGUACUCUGACCCUCUUUGCGUGGGAAUAGGUUCAAUCGCUGAGGGGUUGAUGGGUGUGUACAGAUGUUGGUAAUGAUGUAAUGGCUUUAUGUGGUGACUGAUCUCGCAGUGUUUUUGUCUGGAAGAUUCUCUCUGUACUUGGCAAAUGCCCAGCUCUGCCAUUAACAACCAUUCAAAGAUAACUAUAUUUAUUUUACAUUAAUUCACUGACAGACAGGCUUUCAAGUUUUCUCCAUUUUGUUUUCAUAACCACACCUUUUUUUACCAUAGUAAUGGUGCCACUAAUGUCCUCUCAAAUGCUUACCAAUUAAAUGUUGUUGAAAGAAAUCUAACAAAUGUUUUGUCCACAUUAUAGCUUUUUCAGUGUGAUGCACUGUGCUGGACUAAUGUUUGGACCUCUACUGUUUCAGACCAAUGCCAGUUUGUCUUAAUGGUAAAGUGUACAUGGUCUUUUGGGCCCAGGACCACUGUUGGUUCCUGUAAGUGGGGUCGGUGUCCUUUUUGGGGGUUUUCUUUGCCCUGCUCAGCUUUUUUUCCUGGUGUUUUUUUUUGACCCUGUUCCUAGUUCCACUGUCUUGUCCUGUAGAGAUGACGUCAUGAUUGUCAUAUGAAUAUGUGAGGGUUACCAUUUUGUGUGAUGACGCGCAAGGCUACCUGUAUCACCAGAUUAUUCAAAGACACGGUAUAUCAGGAGUUUGACUGCGUCUUCUCUAAUAUAGAAAGAUGUCAGUUCUGCACAGUGCAUUCAUUGUUAACUAUAGUACUCUUCUCUUAACAGUAUGUAUAACUCACUCAUUAAUGCUGAAAUAUUGUAAAAUGUCUGAGUAACUGACUCCAGAGUACUUGAUCUUUUCCUGAGAAUCAGCUGGACAGGUGUUGUGGCCCUUUAUCUGUUGAUCCUAUAGACUCUUUGUGUAACAGCUCAGUCUUAACACACUGAACAUGUUAAAGUAAUGUACAUUUAUAGCAAUAAAAAUCCCCAAUAUCAUUGA